Molecule: messenger RNA, 4011 nt
Organism: Penicillium maclennaniae
Lineage: Eukaryota; Fungi; Ascomycota; Eurotiomycetes; Eurotiales; Aspergillaceae
Product: ion-transporting P-type ATPase SPF1
Exons: 5
Coding region: 1-4011 (1336 amino acids)
Biological process (GO): intracellular calcium ion homeostasis
Cellular component (GO): endoplasmic reticulum membrane
Molecular function (GO): ATP hydrolysis activity; ATP binding; P-type ion transporter activity
Source: RefSeq, a predicted model, not a curated record
AUGUGUAUUCUGGCUCGGUGGGCUCAGAUCCACCUUAGUAAGCCACUAGCGCGUCCCGGGGGCGAAGCCCCCUCCUGGAACCGAAAAUAUAUCGAACUGGCCUCUUCGAGCAUUCCAUUCAUUGCGUCUUUAUGCGUGUUUAGUGUGCCGUUCACUGGACCCCUUUCGCGGUCCUUGGCUGCCAUCAUGGCGAAACUCGCAGACGACCCCCAGAUUCAACAUGCGUCCCUGCACAAUCCCCUCCCGAUUCAAUUGCAUACAUACGUAUGGCCAUUUUUGAUUAUCUGGCCGGCGUUUUUUGCCUUCUACCUGUCCCCUGAGCGCUAUAACACGUACAUUCAGGGUCAGGAGUGGACCUUCGUCUUUGCGGGGUCCAUCAUCACAGCGCAGUCGCUUCUGUGGUUGAUGACCAAAUGGAACAUCAAUAUUAACACUCUGUUCACCACUACCUCCGCCAAGUCUGUCGAUACUGCCCGCCUUAUCAAGGUCAUUCCCAUCACCAACGCCGGUUCCGCCGAGAUCUGCCCUUUAGUCCGUGAGAACGCGGGUGGAAAGAAGACUCUCUCGUUCCUGUUUCAGAAGCGCCGUUUCCUCUUCUACCCCGAGACUCGUACCUUCGCUCCCCUUUCCUACGUCCUCGAUGCGGAGCCCAAGCCCCCCCUCAAGUUCUUCCAGCAGAGCAAGGGUCUUACCACCAAGGCCGAGAUCGACCGCAUCCAGCACCAUUAUGGUGACAACACUUUCGACAUCCCCGUUCCUACCUUCGUCGAGCUCUUCCAGGAGCAUGCGGUGGCACCGUUCUUCGUUUUCCAGGUGUUCUGCGUUGGACUAUGGAUGCUGGACGAAUACUGGUACUACUCGCUGUUUACCCUUUUCAUGCUUGUGGCUUUUGAAAGCACUGUUGUGUGGCAGCGCCAAAGAACCCUCAGCGAGUUCCGUGGAAUGAACAUCAAGCCCUACGAUGUGUGGGUCUACCGGGAGAACAAGUGGUCGGAAAUUACCAGUGAUAAGCUCCUUCCCGGCGAUCUCAUGUCUGUCAGCCGCACCAAGGAGGAUGGCGGAGUUGCCUGUGACAUUCUCCUAAUUGAGGGCAGUGUCAUCGUGAACGAGGCUAUGCUCUCUGGUGAGAGUACCCCGCUUCUGAAGGAAUCUGUUCAGCUUCGCCCAGGUGAUGAUCUGAUUGAGCCGGAAGCUUUGGACAAAAACUCAUUUGUGCACGGUGGUACCAAGGUUCUCCAGAUCACUCACCCUAGCGCCGCCAAUGGAGAUGAUGCCCUGAAAAACCUGGCCGACGGUCUUACCAGUCCUCCCGAUAACGGUGCCAUUGGUGUGGUUGUCAAGACUGGGUUCGAAACCAGUCAAGGUAGCCUCGUGCGCACUAUGAUCUACUCUACCGAGCGUGUCUCUGCCAACAACGUCGAAGCUCUGCUGUUCAUUCUUUUCCUCCUGAUUUUCGCAAUUGCCGCUUCUUGGUACGUGUGGCAGGAGGGUGUUUCCCAGGACCGCAAGCGCUCCAAACUUCUUCUGGAUUGUGUCCUCAUUGUCACGAGUGUCGUACCCCCCGAGCUUCCCAUGGAGCUGAGCUUGGCUGUGAACACCAGUCUUGCUGCCUUGAGCAAGUUUGCUAUCUUCUGUACCGAACCCUUCCGUAUUCCCUUUGCUGGACGCGUGGAUAUUGCUUGCUUCGAUAAAACUGGUACCUUGACUGGCGAAGACCUUCUCGUGGACGGUAUUGCUGGUCUCACUUCGGGACAGGCCGGUGCGACGGUUGAAGCUGAUGGUGCUCACUCUGAUCUGGCAAAGACUGCGACCGUUGGACCCGAAACUACUCUCGUCCUUGCCAGUGCUCAUGCCCUGGUGAAAUUGGAUGAGGGUGACGUGGUGGGUGACCCCAUGGAGAAGGCUACUUUGGAGUGGCUUGGUUGGACUCUUGGCAAGAAGGACGUUUUGACCAGCAAGGGUAAUGCCCCUGUUGUUUUCGAUAGGCCUGUCGAUUCUGUUCAGGUCAAGAGAAGAUUCCAGUUCUCGUCUGCCUUGAAGCGCCAGAGUACCAUCGCGACUAUUACUACCAAGGAGCCUAAGACCUCGAAGAAGAGCAAAGCUACCUUUGUCGGUGUCAAGGGUGCUCCUGAGACGAUCAGCACCAUGCUUACCAAUUUGCCUGAUAACUAUGAAGAGACAUACAAGCACUUCACUCGCAAUGGUGCCCGUGUUCUCGCUCUCGCUUACAAGUACCUCUCCACCGAAUCGGAAAUUUCACAGAACCGCAUCAACAACUACGUUCGCGAGGAUAUUGAGUCCGAUCUGAUCUUCGCUGGUUUCCUUGUUCUCCAGUGUCCCCUGAAGGAAGACGCUAUCAAGUCCGUCCGCAUGCUUAAUGAAAGCAGCCACCGUGUUGUCAUGAUUACCGGCGACAACCCGCUAACUGCUUGCCAUGUUGCCCGUCAGGUUGAGAUUGUCGAUCGUGAGGUAGUGAUUCUUGAUGCCCCCGAGCACGAUACCUCCGGUACGCGGCUUGUCUGGCGCACCAUUGACGACAAGCUUAACAUUGAUGUUGACCCCACCAAGCCUCUGGACCCCGAGAUUCUGAAAACCAAGGAUAUUUGUAUCACUGGUUACGCUCUGGCCAAGUUCAAGGAUCAAAAGGCUUUGCCCGACCUCCUUCGCCACACCUGGGUUUACGCUCGUGUGUCUCCCAAGCAGAAAGAGGAUAUUUUGCUUGGCCUCAAGGAUGCUGGCUACACCACCCUGAUGUGCGGUGAUGGUACCAACGACGUUGGUGCUCUCAAGCAGGCUCACGUUGGUGUUGCUCUUCUGAAUGGAACUCCCGAGGACUUGACCAAGAUUGCCGAGCACUAUCGAACCACCAAGAUGAAGGAGCUCCCGCCCCCCCCUGUUCCUGUGCAGAUUGCCCACCUUUACCCCCCUGGUCCCUCCAACCCCAACUACCUGAAGGCCAUGGAGCGUGAGGCUCAAAAGAAGGGUUCUACUGUCAAGCCCGGCGAAGAGAUCCCUACUAUCACCUCGCCCGGUGCCCAGGCUUUGCAGACGUCCCAGAACCUGACUCCCCAACAGCAGAAACAGAAGCAGGCCCAAGAUGCCGCCGCUGGAUUUGCCGACAAGCUCACGUCUUCUUUGUUGGAGCAGGAGCUCGAUGACAGCGAGCCACCUACAAUCAAGUUGGGUGAUGCUUCUUGUGCUGCGCCGUUCACCAGCAAGCUGGCCAACGUCAUCGCCAUCCCCAACAUUAUCCGCCAGGGCCGUUGCACUUUGGUCGCCACUAUCCAAAUGUACAAGAUUCUUGCCUUGAACUGUCUGAUUAGUGCCUACAGUCUGAGUGUCAUCUACUUGGAUGGUAUCAAAUUUGGUGACGGUCAGGUCACCAUCAGCGUCAAUUGUGCUAACAAUUUCCAGUCGGUCGAGGGUCUGUCCAAGGAACGCCCGCAGCCAAAUAUCUUCAAUGUUUAUAUCAUUGGCUCCGUGCUUGGACAAUUCGCCAUCCACAUUGUCACUUUGAUCUACCUUUCCAGAUAUGUCUAUUCCAUUGAGCCGAGAUCCGAUAACGUCGAUCUCGAGGGCGAGUUUGAGCCAUCCCUUCUGAACAGUGCCAUCUACCUCCUCCAGCUGAUUCAGCAAAUCUCCACCUUCUCAAUCAACUAUCAGGGCCGUCCGUUCCGGGAGUCCAUUCGUGAGAACAAGGCCAUGUACUGGGGUCUGGUCGCCGCCUCUGGCGUUGCCUUCUCUUGCGCCACUGAGUUCGUGCCCGAGAUCAACGAGAAGCUGCGUCUGGUGCCAUUCAGCAACGAGUUCAAGGUCACGCUGACUGUGCUGAUGAUCUUUGAUUAUGGUGGUUGCUGGCUCAUUGAGAAUGUCUUGAAGAACUUUUUCAGUGACUUCCGUCCUAAGGACAUCGCUGUCCGUCGCCCUGACCAGCUCCUCCGUGAGAGUGAGCGUAAGGCGAAGGAGCUGCAGGAGGCCGAGGCUGAGAAAGAGCAGCAAAGAAAGAUUUAA